CUCAGUUUUAUCGGACGGGUCUCUUGAAAAUAUUGCAAAAUAAAAAGUAAAAACAAGUUUAGUGUUUCAAAUACAUUUUAAAAUGUGAAUAAAUUACAAAGAAAAAGUGUUUCAAUUAAAGAAAAUAAAAGUUUAAAACAGAGUCUUGAAAUCUUUAUUGUUAAACGGAGAAACAAAUAAAGCAAACAGAACGAAUAAUAACAAUUCAUUCACAUUAUAUAUGUAUAUUAAAAAGUAACUAAAUCAAACUGAACGUGAAGAAAAAACGCAAAGCCAUUAUCACACAAUGGAAUCGAAUACGGAAGGAAAUCUCUUGGAGGUUAUGGAUUUAGCGCGUACACUGCGACAAGAACAACUGUUUAUACAACAAGAACAAACAACUUUUGCACAAUUAACUGAAGCUUUGGCGGAGAACUCUGCAUCAAUAACAAAGUUGGCUUACAUAUGUGCUCAACAAAGAAAAAAUCUUAAUGAUUUGAUUGUUGCUCGCCCUGACUUGGGUCCAUCUUUGUGUUGUCGCCGUGCCAACAACUAUGCAAAUGUUAAAUUUAUUGAUGCAAAAAAAGUGCUGGACUAUGAGCAUGCAAUUGCAUAUGAAGAUCUAUUCAACUAUCUGUAUAGAUCUCCUUAUGUAUUGGCAUUAUCCCUUGCCACUGGCGAUAGUUUGCCCGAUGUAACGACCGCACAUAUGAAUUCUUUAAUACAAACCAUUAGUACGGGUCUGUUUGGCAAUGCGAUAAAUACAAAGGAUGUUGAAAUGGUUUUGAAACUUUUAAGAGAAUUAAUAGAGAUACAAAUUGUUGUUAGCGAUAAUCCUCGCAGAUUGUUAAGAGCAAAUACAUCAACAUUCGCUCGAAUAUAUCAUCGUCUAAAUGAGUCGAUGUUUUCAGCUAAAAUAUUUUUGACAGCUGCUCUUUUCCAACCCAUAAUGAGUGUGUUAAGUGAAACUGAUACAAUGUUAGAUGUUGAUCCUCAAAAGGUUGUGGAAAGCUUUACAACGAAGGAACGAACAAGAAGAUUUGGUGCGGAAACUUCUACGUCCUAUCAAGAAAAUAUUGAUAAAUUCCACAUCGAAACCAUUAAUCAAUUACACAAGUUAGCUAAGAUAUUUAUAGAUAAUUUACUUUAUAAUUGGUCUCUAUUUCCGUCCACCCUGAGAUGGUUAGUUCAAACCAUGUGUCAUCAAUUGAAACAGGCUCAUCAAUUUUCCGAUAAAGUUAUUAACGAAAUUGUUACUGAUAUGGUUUUUACGCAUUUCAUUUGUCCGGCCAUUGUAAGUCCAGACGUUAUGGGCAUAAUUGAUGCUCCAAUUUCGGAGCAAGUACGAUUUAAUCUCAUUCAAAUUGGACAAAUAAUACAAAUGUUGGCUUUAGCAAAACAUGAUGAAAUAGAUGCUAAAUUUGCUGAACUAUAUGCCAAAUUUGAAGCCAACAAUGUGACAAAAUUAAUUGAUUUAUUGCUGGUAACACAAUCCGGUGAGGAUGUGGUGGCCAUUUUGGCUCAGCAAAGUGACUUUGAAAGAACACAUUUGUUGGUUACACAAAGAGAGUUGAAUUAUUUUACUGAAUUUUAUAGAAUAUUAACGGCCACAGAUGAAUUCGACAUCUCCGAGGAAGAAAAGGAAAAGUUGAGAAAAAUUUUAAAGCAUUUGCCAGAAAAUCCUACCGUCAAUGGUAAUUCAGCAGCAGAUAGCAAUCAAAAUUCUUCCAAAAGUGAGAGUCCUGCCAAAGAGAAAUCAAAGCAAUCGUUGAAAAAUUUAAGCAAAUCAACUAAAAAUAAAAUAGCAAAAAGUAUGAGCUUUUCAAACGCCAAUGGAAGCAGUCACAAUGGCGAUGAACUGAAUGGUAUUGUCAAUGGAAAUAAUAUUGUUGGUGGUUUGAAUUUAAACGGUUUGGAAAAUUCUUCAUCUCAUAAUAGUUCACACCACUCGUCGCCAGUUAGAUCAUUUGCAGCGGAGGCAGAAAAUGAACCCGUUUUAGUUUUUAAUCUUUACAACGGGGUAGAGCAAAAGCUACAGCCUCUUUCAGAGGAAGAAGUUCUAAAAAUGAACAGUAUUGGCCAAGAUAUAUCCAAUGGGGAAUUGGUAGAUGCUGAAAACUAUCAACAAGAGUCAACGGUUGAUAAGUCAUCGGUUGUUAAUGGUUUUGAUGGAAUCGAUGGUAUGUCAGACAUUCUAAGGCCAAUGCAUAAUAAAAGUACAAGGUUUUCAUUAUCCCAUGAUGAUGCAUCUAUUGGUAAUUCUGAUAAUUUAGAAGCUGUUAGUGAAGUGCCCUCAAAUCAUUCAGUAACAAGUUCUUUAGAGUUGGAAGAAAAUGCCGAAAAUGACAAUUUAUCUGACAUGGUAUCGGCCAACGUUUCUGGAAGGGGAACCCCCAACAUCAGUGGCAGAGAUACACCCUCCUCACAGGUGACUGAUGGUGAAUCUAUAAAUAAUGCUUUACCAACACCUCAAAUGCAGAAGCUGAUUUCUAAAGCUCGCUCCGAUAUCCAGGAUAAAUUUUGUAAAUUUGAAAUUAAAAAGUUUGAAGGUGAUGAAACAGUUUCCAUAAUUUCGGAUACCUGGUCGACGGACGUUUUGGCCAGUGAUUCAGAGACCAUCGAUACAACAGAACGGGAGCGCGAAAGAAAUUUUUCCACUCCCUUGAUACCAGCUGCAGUGGUAUUGCCGGGAGACAAUAACUUUGAUGUCCUUUCUGGGGCUGGGGGCAUGAGAACAGGGUAUUUAGAUGCUUCUGAUCAGAGAUCAGAAUCUAAUUGGAGUACUGACGUUCUGGCUUCGGAUUCCGAGAAAUUGAAUGAAGUUGAUACUGAUGACAAUGUGAGUAUUACAGCCAGAUCUGAUAUAUUAGAUUCAGGCACCUUAAACGAAAGAGAAAGAGAUCAAUUGGCAGCAGCUAUAUCGGCACCUAUUAAUCGUCCGCAAAGAUCCUCUAAUAAUGCUCAUUACUCCGCAGCUCGUAAUAGUCGUAGUUUUAGAUCUCCAUUAUCGAAUGCACAAGGAGUUCAUAAACUACCUGUAGCUAAAGCACCCUCCUCUGGUAGUGUUGGUGAUGUCCAUGGUAGUGGCGGUAGCAGUGGUGGUAAUGCUAGUGAUCGUUCACAAGAGGAUUCAGCAUUUUAUGAUGCCAUUAAUUCAUAUGAGGAUAAUUCUGCUUCAGUUACAAAUAACAACCAUUAUCAUCAUCACUACCGAGAUGGUUCUUCAUUAGCUAGAAGUUCGGUAAGGACUAGCAAUCAAUUAGAAAACACAUUUCAACAAAAUUACAAAUCUAUAACGAGUGAAAAAGAGAAGUACAAUUUUCUACAAGCCGGUGGGGCUUCUUCCUCGUCUCAUCGUAUGAGAAGACAAGCGUCAGCUGAGAGCAGUAUUUCAAAUCAAAGUGUUAACAUCGAAGAUCAAGGAGCAAUGGUUAAAAUACCAUCUCCUUUUGCGGCUAAUCGCAAAAAUCGGCAUCAAAGUAAUGCUAGCAAUGAAUCUAAAGAUCUUAUAGAUUUUUCCGAUUUUUGUGAUGACAAAGACUUAACACCACCUUCCAUAGCGCCCCCUGAGCCGCCCGUACUAGAUAUUUUCCAAGAUGACUUGGUAGAACAUCGUGACAGAUCAACACUACAAAGAAAUUCAGGCGUUGAUGGUCGUCGUAAUGGUAUUAUGGCAUUAAAAGGUGGACGAGAAAGUUCCGACGGUGGAACCAAUUUAACACCAUCACUAAGAAGACACCAAUCUUUGAAUUAUGAAAAUCAUGAAAUAAUGUUGAACUCUGUUCCCAAAAGAAUCUCAGCAUCUCCAAAUAUCUCACCUCAAACAGAUGAUGACAAAAGGGAACAACAGCAGCAAGAACAGGAACAGGAAAUAUUGCUUUUAACCAACAGAACAUCAGAUUUAAAUUUGAAUGAUGCAACUGAAAAUAGUGGUGGUGAUCCCUCGCGCAGCACCCCCACCAAUCAAACCACUUCUUCAGCUGGUAUAAUGGUAACCUCAUCUUCAGCUGCCACAUCCAACACCCAAAAACCCACAAAAUCCACGGGAGCCAUACCAAAAAGUAUAAGUUUUGAUGCAUCUGCAGAUAAAGCUGGUCCAUCUACGUCCGCUGCAUCUGCUAGACAAAAUAGAAACUCAUCGCGUUUUCAGCCAGAUCCCUUACGUGCCAAUGGUCCAUCCACCUCAACUAGUUUAACUACCGCUAAUUCUGGUAUAUUCAAUAAACUAAAGCAGGGCAUUUUCAAACAUCGCCGUGGCCACAAGUCCAGACAUAGCUCCGCGACAAACUGUGACGAUAUCUCGCAAAGUUCACGUAGUGUUUCAUUUUCAACCAACAACUCCGAGGUUUCAUUAGAUAUAAUAAGUGCCAAUUUACCAAGUUGUUCCACGGCAACAGCUCAAGAACGUAGUACUGGAUAUUAUGAUAUUAGUGAAGAUAUAUUAGCUAAAUAUCGACGUAAAGUCAGUACAUCAAGUGAAGCGACAAAUUCUUCAACGGGUAAUGGUGGCGGGGCUGUUGGAGGUGUAGCCGUAAGUGGUAUUGCUAAAGAUAUUAAUGGCCAACAAAGUGGUAACCAGCAUACUUCUAUCCAUGACAAAAUGAUGGCUUUUAAUAUCAUCAAGAAAAAGAUACGUACUGUACUGUCCAAGACUGAUUUGCAUUCGGGAGAUUUCCGUCAUACAACUCAUACCAAUACGUCUCCCCUUUUAACAUAUCUACAAAUUCAAUUGGCUCAAGCCAUAAAUUUGCAAAAUUUCCAACAAAUAUCUUAUGUAUCUGAAGCUAUACGUUGCAUAUCUCAACUCGAAAAUAACCAGCAUACACAGCUCAUGGAAGAAAUACAAAAUGACAUACAAAAAAGGCAAAGUUAUUUGCAGUAUUUAAUGCGAUAUCGUCAAAAUCUUCUAAUGAUUAUGGAAAACAUUGAACAAUACGAAUCCCGAUUAAGAAGUGAGAGUUCAACAUGUAAUCGAUAUCUAAUGGCCGUUUGUAUGCGUUUGUUUUUCGAAAAAAGACAAGAUAAAAUUGAAUCAUUCCAAGAAGAUUUUGCACGUUUGACAGUAUCUGAUGAUAAAAUUGAUUUAAUUGAAGAGUUCAUUGACAGUCUCAUGGAAGAAUUAUUGUCUGUGGGAGGCAUUUUAAACGGCAUGUCCGAAUGGCAAGCUGUGGAGGCACGCAUGUCUUUAGAGAGAAUACUACUACAAAGUAUGUAUCAACAGGUUAUGUUCCCCAAUGAGGAUGCCGAUUUAUCAAGAGACACGGUUUUAUCUGAACACAUACGUAAAUUACAAAACGUUAUCACACCAUCCCAUCCAGCUCUGUGCAUACCUCAAAUGUUUCUAUCUGAGGCUCCAUGGAGUUUUGCUCAACAAGAGUUAACCUUUAUAUCUGCCUAUAAAACUCCUCGCGAAAAAUUGCAGUGUGUUAUAAGAUGUGUUUCAAGUAUAAUGAGUUUAUUGCACAUGUCCAGUGGCAGAGUACCCGCUGCUGAUGAUAUUUUGCCCGUUCUUAUUUAUGUCGUUAUAAUGGCUAAUCCUCCUUAUUUGUUAUCAACUGUUGAGUAUAUUACAUGUUUUAUUGGCGAAAAACUUGAUGGUGAAGAACAAUUCCACUGGACCUUAUUUGGUUCAGUAGUGAAGUUCAUAAAAACUAUGGAUUAUUUCGAUAAAUAAAUUUGUUAUUUUUAAGUGUCCCCUCGAAACGUAAUGUAUUGGGCAACAUACAAUUUCCACCAGUGUUAUAAUUUUUUUAUUUUUAUUGUGUUUAUAAUGUUUAUAAAAAUUCUCUAAGUUAAAUGGUUUAUUUGAAUUAUUCUUUAACUGUAAUUGUCUUUGAUUGGUUGAUAUAUGUAUGUAUAUUUAAUUAAGUUACUUUGUAUAGUAUUUUGUCAAAAAUUUUAUUUUUAUUUGUUUUAUAAGUCAAAAAUUAUUUAUUUAUUCUUCCCGCUUUUGCUAACUACAUACUCCUUUAAGCAAUAGUUUAUGCAAUAUUUCUAAUUUUGCUUUAACAAAUUAACUAUUAAAAUAUUAAAUAAUAAAUAUUGUUUGCAUGUUAGAAACAACUGAAAAAAAAUUACCUCCAUUUCUUAAUAACAGUUUUGAAAAAUAUUUAUAUAUAUUAUAUACUCUCUAUUUAUUUAUUUACUAUCUUCUAUACCAUAUUUAUAUCCACACAAAUAACAUAACAGUACUUUAUCUUUAAUUUAUAUUGAUUAAUAUCAAAUAUUUUUCGAUAUUUAUUAUGAGAAAUCAAAUUAAUGCGAAUACCUAAAUAUUAACUAUAUACACAUAAUAUUAAAUAAAAAUCUUUAAUAUAAUUAAAACAAAAUAUUACAAUUAAUAUUAAUUUCUUUGCUUACCUACCGUACAUAUGAAAUGAAACAAAAUAUUUGAGGAAAAACCAAUGUUGUAUGCAAAAUUGAACAAAAAAAAAUAUUAUGAUCAAAUUGUAAUAAAUGCAUAGAGUUUAAUAAUGCCAAUACUUUCUUUUAGUAAA
Molecule: messenger RNA, 6476 nt
Organism: Calliphora vicina (urban bluebottle blowfly)
Lineage: Eukaryota; Metazoa; Arthropoda; Insecta; Diptera; Calliphoridae
Gene: Gapvd1
Product: GTPase activating protein and VPS9 domains 1
Exons: 10
Coding region: 287-5653 (1788 amino acids)
Biological process (GO): vesicle-mediated transport; regulation of GTPase activity
Cellular component (GO): endocytic vesicle; cytosol
Molecular function (GO): small GTPase binding; guanyl-nucleotide exchange factor activity
Source: RefSeq, a predicted model, not a curated record